Messenger RNA from Drosophila bipectinata, 321 nucleotides. RefSeq names its product kunitz-type serine protease inhibitor homolog delta-dendrotoxin-like. Lineage: Eukaryota; Metazoa; Arthropoda; Insecta; Diptera; Drosophilidae. The record is from RefSeq and is a predicted model, not a curated record. Gene Ontology annotation, molecular function: serine-type endopeptidase inhibitor activity.
UGGCGGACUUGACUCCUGAGAAUGAGUCGCUGGGCCGUAUGCCUGGUUAUCCUUGGCCUGAUCCUAGAAUGCCAUUGCUACUUGGACGAAUACGAUGAAUACAUGAAAUUCAAACAUGAGAGAGAUAUUUGUAAGAUGCCAGUACGCCAUGGAAACUGUCGCGCCAAGGCCUAUUCCUGGUAUUACGACUUCAAAAAUAAGACUUGCGUUAGAUUUUUGUAUUCCCUCUGCGGAGGCAACUCGAAUCGUUUCAUCACCAAAGCGGAAUGCGAAGAAUUUUGCUUAAAGGAUUGGUGACCUGCUUCCGCAUUCUCCUCCGCA